Messenger RNA from Lecanosticta acicola, 2014 nucleotides. NCBI's taxonomy places the organism in Eukaryota, Fungi, Ascomycota, Dothideomycetes, Mycosphaerellales, Mycosphaerellaceae. The record is from the annotation of a GenBank genome assembly.
AUGUCUACGGCACAGGUCGCUGCAUCCAACCAGCCUUUCGCGGCUCAUGCCUUUUCGCGGAAUCCACUCGAGACGCGUGAAGAUGUGAUCGCUGCAUGCGCGUCUUUCCUGGAUCCUUUGGAAGCUGGGUUUUCCCCAGGCUGUGCUCUCGUGCGAGUGGGCGGCACAGGCACCAAGUGUAUGGUUACGCAGGCCUUGGUUGAGAACGAAUUGUACUGACCGGGUAGUCGACGAGACGGCCGCUCAAAUUGAAGGCUUUGCACGUCCAUUAUGGGGUUUGGCUCCUUUGCUGGCCGGUGGCUCGUGCUACAAGAACACGUACCUAUUCGUGAAAGGACUCGCGGCCGGAACAGACCCUCAGGGCGACGAGUUUUGGGGCAGGAUGGAAGACCUCGAUCAACGCAUGGUGGAAUCCUGCCCUAUUGGGUUCACACUUGCUAUAGCCGGCAAAGACUUCUGGGAACCACUGUCUGAGACGGAGAGACGAAAUGUCGCAGAGUGGAUUGGAUCGAUGAACGACAAGGAAAUGCCCAACACCAACUGGCUUUGGUUCCGUGUGUUUGCGAAUCUAGGCCUGAGGGCAAAUGGCGCUCCCUAUUCUCACAGUAGGAUUGAGGCCGAUAUGGAUCACCUAGACACCUUUCAUCGAGGGGAUGGCUGGUCCAAUGAUGGCCCUUCGGGUUAUACUCAAAUGGACUACUAUUCGGGCUCCUUUGCGAUUCAAUACUUGCAACUACUCUACGCCAAGCUAGCCUCGGAGUUUGAUCCAAAGCGAGCAGAGGAAUACAAGCGACGAGCCAAGGCCUAUGCUCUCGACUUUGUGCACUAUCAGGAUCCAGAUGGCCAUUCGAUACCUUUCGGAAGAAGUCUGACUUAUCGUUUUGCAACCAUAGCUUUCUGGUCUGCCUUGGCUUUCGCUGACGUCGAGCCUCCCGAGCCAUUGACCUGGGGAGUGGUCAAAGGUCUUUUCCUCCGCAACCUUCGAUGGUGGAGCAAGCAUCCUCACAUCUUCCAGCCGAACGGCAUGUUAAACAUCGGGUACACGUAUCCCAACUACUAUUUGGCUGAGAACUACAAUAGCCCUGGAUCCCCUUAUUGGUCAAUGCUCGCAUUUGCGGCACUUGCAGUUCCAGAGUCUCAUCCAUUCUGGGCAAGCACGGAAGAACCGCAUCCCUUCACGAAUGCGCCUAGCCCUUUGCCCGCCGUUAAAGCUCUGAAGCAUCCAAAACAUAUCAUGGUUCACAAGGGAGGCCAUACGUUCCUCCUGUCAAGUGGACAGAAGUGCCACUACCCGCUCAAGGCGACGCAGGCAAAAUACGGGCAUUUCGCGUACAGCGCGUCGUUUGGAUACUCUGUGCCAACAGGCGGGUAUACGCUAGAGCAAUUCGUACCAGAGAGCGCCCUUGCUCUCAGCGAUGACGCCGGGGAGAUAUGGAAGAUGCGAAGGGCUGUGGAGAAUGCCGAGAUACUUGAGAAAGAUGGUGUCCCUGUCUUGUACUCAACGAUGCAGCCCUGGCAAGAUGUCCUGGUGCAGAGCUGGCUGAUCCCUCCUGGGGACGAAACUCCGAACUGGCACGUUCGUCUGCACCGCAUCAAGACCGGACGAGACCUACAGAGUGCCGAGGGUGGCUUCGCUAUCGCUGGCACCCGAAUUCGAGACGGAAGAAUGCUCACCGCUCUUUCUGAAGGCUCCCCUCCUAACGAGGGCACUUCUGCUUGGGGAAGUCAGGCAUUUGUCCUUUCCAGGGCUGGAAUUUCCGGAAUCGCGGAGCUAUUGAUGCCAGAAAGCCAUCGUAAAGGCGGGAUCUGUAACGCCGACGCGAAUAGUAAUCUCAUCGAGCCACGGACGCUGCUGCCGAUUGUAUCUUCCGACUUGAACGCUGGAUCUACAACCUGGUUUGCAACCGCUGUCUUCGCAGUGCCGGCUACCGUGGAAGGAUGGCAGAGCAGUUGGAGAGAGCAGUGGGAGAGACAGCCUGUUUUGCCGCGGUGGGUUCGCGAGAUGCUUUCGUAG